Molecule: messenger RNA, 5960 nt
Organism: Zonotrichia albicollis (white-throated sparrow)
Lineage: Eukaryota; Metazoa; Chordata; Aves; Passeriformes; Passerellidae
Source: RefSeq, a predicted model, not a curated record
CCGCUGCAGUGAUUCCCAGGGCGUGCUGCGCUCCGCACGCUUAGCGGGCUCUCAGGGUGACAUUGUUUCCUGAAUGAUGCAACUGAAAAUUCCCUUUCCCGUGCUGCUUGUUUCCUGAUCGCUUCUCCCUCAUUCUCUAAGGCAUUCCAGCAGCUGCGCACCUUUUGCUCGCCGUCCCUUUUCCCCGGCGAAUCUCUGCGAAGACAAGUGAUGUCCACAGCUACCCUAAUUAGCUUGGUACGGAGCGGAGGGUUCCAGGUGAGAAGGAGAGCCGCGCUCACGUCCCGGCUGCUGCAGGACGAGAAGCGCCCCGCAGCCGCCUGCUCCAUCUCCACCUGCGAGCGCCGCGCCUCCCGCUUCGACCCCGACGGCAGCGGGCGGCCCACCACAUGGGACACCUUCGGCAUCUGGGACAACCGCAUCGAUGAACCCAUUCUCCUCCCACCCAGCAUAAAGUACGGCAAGCCCAUCCCAAAGGUGAGCCUGAGCAACGUGGGCUGCGCCAGCCACAUCGGGAAGCGAAAGGAAAAUGAGGACCGCUUCGAUUACGCUCAGCUGACAGAGGAUAUCCUGUACUUCGCGGUGUACGAUGGGCACGGCGGGGCGGCAGCUGCCGACUUCUGUCAUAAGUACAUGGAAAAAUAUAUUAAGGAAUUUCUUGCUGAGGAGGAGAACUUGGAAAAUGUUUUGAGCAAAGCUUUUCUAGAAAUAGACAAAGCAUAUGCAAGGCAUGCUAAUGUCUCUGCUGAUGCAACUCUGCUGAGCUCUGGGACUACUGCAACAGUGGCUCUGCUCCGGGAUGGAAUUGAGCUGGUUGUGGCAAGCGUGGGAGACAGUCGUGCUCUGCUGUGCCGGAAAGGAAAGCCCGUGAAACUCACCACUGACCACACUCCAGAGAGAAAGGAGGAGAAGGAAAGGAUUAAGAAGUGUGGUGGCUUCAUUUCCUGGAACAGUUUGGGACAGCCUCACGUGAAUGGUAGACUUGCAAUGACACGGAGCAUAGGAGAUUUGGAUCUUAAAAACAGUGGUGUGAUAGCCCAGCCAGAAACAAAAAGGGUUCAGCUGCAGCACGCAGACGACAGCUUCCUGGUGCUGACCACCGACGGCAUCAACUUCAUAGUGAACAGCCAGGAGAUCUGCAACUUCAUCAGCCAGUGCCAUGACCCUGCUGAGGCUGCCCACGUGGUCACUGAGCAGGCAGUGCAGUUUGGCACUGAAGACAACAGCACAGUUGUCAUAGUGCCAUUUGGAGCUUGGGGCAAGUACAAGAACGGGGACAUUACCUUCUCCUUCAGCCGCAGCUUCGCUUCCAGCGGGAGGUGGGCGUGAAGACAAGGACACAGCGAUCCCUUCCUGCCGUCACCUGGACACAGCGUGCUACAGGAGAACACCUCCAUCUGUUCCUAGGCUGACUCAGUGUCUUGUCCAUCUCUUCUGUUCCCAGUGUUAGAAGAUGCCACUGCUCCCUUGGUGCGUAGUGCCCGUUGUUGCUUACAGCUGACUGUGUCUCGCUGCCCGUUAUUCCCGGCGGCAUCGCGGCAGCGUCCUGGGUUUGUCGCCCCAGCAGCUCCACACAUCACUUUGUUCACACAGACGAGGUUCUGGGCUUUCACCUGAGGCUGGAGGGGGUGCACAGUCACUUCAUGCCUACCUGUACUCCUCAGGACCCUCAGCUCCCUGGCAGCUGGGUCCCUGAGCCACAUGCUGGAUUCCUUGUCCGAUAAAACAUGGGGGAACAAACGCACAAUGUUCUUAGGUAGACAGAAAGAGGGUUUGUUUUCUUCUUCUGCUGCAGCCACCUGAAACUCCCCCGUGCUCCAGGAGAAGUGGGUGAAAAAUAAAGGAGAAGUUUUAGAAUAUUUAGGUUCUGAUGCCAGUGGCAUUUGGUGUAGCUGUACAAGUUCCUGAGACAGUGCUGCUUUGUGCUCUCGCUGCCAGCAUCUGUGAUCCUCUAGCUCCAAGGAGACAGACCAGGCUGGAGCCAUGUGCUGUUGGACAGAUGGGAACCUUUCUCCAUUGGGUCCAAAGCCUGUGCAGUCUCUGUGGACCAUGCAGCAGCCCCUUGCACUGUCUUCUCUUUGCUGUCAGUGCCUGACAGAAGCACAGAGGAGGGAAAAAGACGCACAGUUUUGAUAUCCAGAGACUCGUCAACUUGAAUUUCUUUUUUUUUUUUUUUAAUAAAGAAAAUAAGCUAAUUUCAAAGAGUUUACUCUUCAAGAUCUGAUGCUUAACACAGUUUAUUUCUUCAUACAUACAUGAGGAUUUUCCUGCCCUCUGCUGAAGUUGUCUGAGUUAGUUGUGAUCUCUCAUGUCUCUUCAUGGUACACAAGGAGGUAUAAAUUGCCCCAAACUAGCUAAAGAAAGGAGAGAGCACUGUAACAACGUAAGGUAAUUUUUGUAAGUUUUGGGUGUUGUUUCUAGUAGAUAUCAGAUAUUCUCAGAUACCAGAAAGGAAUAUUAUCCUUAAAGGAAGCGUUUCCACUUCCCUUCUUGGAGGGGAAUCUGUAUCCAGUGAACAUGGGGGGAGGACCAGAGCUCUGAUCCAGCUCAUAUCACUGCUGUGACAUGGACUACAGCUGACAUGUUGGCACAGUUGAAGAUCUGUCCUGGUGUGCCUCAUUCAGACCUUUUCCUUCCUCUACUCCAUGUCAGCUGUCAGCUCCUGUGGCAGUGAAAUAUGGGCAGAGAAGAAUUGGUCUUUUCUCAGACUUGCCACAGUAUUUUUCCUUCUAUGGAUGCUUCCAAUAGCACAAUGGUAAAAACAAAACAAAAUGAAAGAGAAGUUGCCUGAUGCUAAAUCACCUUGUAAAAAAAAGAAAAAGAAUUCUGAGGUGCCUGGACUGAUUCUGAUUUUCCAUUGUGAAGUACAUAUCUUUAUUACUUUUAUCCCUUUCCUUUAGUCCAGGGUUAGCCCUUAGGCAGUCAGUCCGUUAGUUUCUCCUUGUCUGUGGUGGAAGGCCCAGCAGCACCAGCACCAGCGUGUGGCACUGACAGCAUUAAGUGCUGGGUGUGCAGAGUGCCCUGGGUUUGUCUGUGCCAUCACAUGGUGUGGUGAGCACAUGCACUUCUUUGGGUUGUGACUGCAGUGCUGUGUGUAAACCUCUGCUGUACUGGGUGCUGGUGCCCAGGCCUAAGCACACCACUGGUUUACAAUCCUAAUUCCCUCUCUCUCCUCAGAUUUUCCCCAGAGUCUGGGUUCAGUGUUCACCUGAGGUCAGGAUAGUUGCUGUUGGGGGUUUUUAUUUCUCCUAACAGCACAGUUGUCUUCUUGGGGGAAGUAUCCAUCCAUAACUUCUAUGAAAUUUUACCAAGGAAGGGAUAGGACAAAGCUCUGUGAAGCAGAGGAUGAUUAGAUUCUGGUGCAUUGGUGGUUGCUAUUGCUGCUUCUCUACUAUCACAGAAACACUUGGAUUGGGAAGGACUCCCGGGCACCAUCUCACCUCCAGUCCUUUCUAUUGGAUCCAUUGCUUUGUCCAGUUUCUUUUCCACUCCUGGGGCAAUUCCUGUGAUUCCUGCUGUUGUCUGAGCCCUGCCCCAAGCCCAGCCCUCUCAGAGCACUGGACUGAGGCUCGGUAGGCACAGCCAGGCCCCAGUGCGGGGCAAAAGCUGCUGGUUUUCACUGGGGUGGGCAAGGCACCCCUCCAUCAGGUGGCACACCGGUUUGCCAGGGUUGGAGCCCAUUCAGGUGUAAAGUCCCAGGCUCUGGGUGGUGAUACCUGUGCUAGGAACCUGCCCAAAUCCUUGCACACACCCUGCCAGCCAGGGAACAGCUGCCUCAGGGUGCAUUUCAGUGUUGCCUCACCCAGAAAUCUUCUCUUGUACCAUGAUGACACCAGAUUCCACCAACCCCAUGAUGUGCCAACAGUGUCAGGAGCAUUAGCAGCUCAUGUAAGCAUGAACAAGGACCCCUGGACCCUGCACAAUCAUCCACACCAAUCCAGAGCGAGGAGAGGGAGAUGUAUUCCCUCAUCCUCUUGUGGAGACAAGGCAGUUCCUGCAGCUCAGCAAGGCCAUCCAUGCCAGGACACAGCCCAGAGCCAUUGUUUGUACAAACACAUUCCAGCUUCAGCCUUAUAGAGGAUAAGCAGUACAGCCAGCAAACUCCCUGACUCCCACAGGAGGCUGUGGCUGCUGCAGCAAUAACACACUGCAUACAAAGCUGCCAUUGUCUGUGCCCCGUGUUUAGUGCCAAAAAGGACCAAGGAAGAUGAACCUUGGCUGAACGUCAGCUGCCCAAGCUGCUCUUAUCACUCACCUUCUCAGAAGAGUGGGGGCUAGGGGCAGAAAAUAAAAUGAAAAGACCCCAAAACCUGGUCAAGAUAAAGAUAAUUAAUAAAGAGUGUUACCAGCCCCUUUCUGGGUGCCAAUACACUGCCCAGCAUUGUGAGGACGCUGUGGGGAGAGGAGCUCCAUCCCAGCCAGGCUCAAUAAACACUUCAGGUUUUCCAUCUGGUCACUGGGCCCCCUGCAGCCCAUGGCAGCUCUGCAAGCAACAGCUCCACUGUACCCCCAGGGACUGGCAGGAUCCUUCUGCACAGCAGAGCUCCUUCGGCUUGAGGACAGAGAGCAAAUUGUUCUAAAACCACAGCUGCCUGCCAGAGAGGUUUAUUAUUCCAGGACCGUGAAGGAUCUCACACUUUGAAUGAAACAAAAUGGAAUGUUUGCUCUCUAGCUCACUGUCUUUGUUGUGCAUCUGAGGUUACAACAAAAAGAGUAUUUUUUGUUUAUGACAGACUGAACCAAACAUUAGGGGUGAUCUCCUGGGCAAGCUGUAAAAAAUGUUCACUUUUUUCUUCUUUUUAGGGGAUGGAUUCUGAAAUCCAAUGGAUUUGGUAUGAAUAUUUUCCUGCCUGAACAUGGUCCCUGGAGCAGUGGAAUCUCUCUCUGUACAGGCAUUGUAGGAGGGUGGGCUGUGGGUGCAGAAAGGCAAAAAUGCUGUCCAGCUAAGUAUUCAUUUUUACUGUGAGGAUAUGGAAGGCAUGGGGGUGGCCUCAUGUUGCUGGAUUUACCAGGAGAGGUGUUGAGGCUGCAGAUGGAUUUCCAACUUCACUCUCCCCGCCACUUGCAAAGAUGGGGGUUUCAUGCUUUAUAGAGGGAACUCCCAAAAAAGUCAUUUGCAGCCUGGAUUUAGGAGAGCUGGUCUCUCUGGAUGAUGAACGUAGCACAGGAGACUGAAAUGGGGCAGAGAUACAGUAAUUAAUUGAAUAUAGGCCUUCAUUACAGUUAGUCCCUUUGGGCUGAAAUGCUUAGGGCUGGAGAAUAAUCCUGGAGCAGCUGAAAAUGGGGGUGUGGAGAGAAAUCAGCAAUAUCACUGCUUUUUACAUUUUUGGAAAUUGAGAGGAGCUUAGACUCACCGCAGGAUUUCUGCUACCUUCCCUGGGAUCAGGGUUCCAUGAGCUACAUUUUCUGUCUCAGCUGGUGGAUGUGUGGUGGUCAGAGACAUUGGGAUUCUUGGCUAAGGGAGAAGCACAAAACAACAGCUGUGAGUGAAACUGGUUUAAUAAUAAUUUCUUUUAAAAACCUUCAGUUGGGCAUGGCCAGGUCAUUGCUCACUCACCCAAGAAGCCAAAUGUGCAGUACAAGAACACUCUGGGCAUUCCUUGGUUCCAAACUGCUGUUCUGAAUGCAGAGAUACCCAUCAGGUGCCCUCUUGACCCGGGAUAUGGAGUGCUUGGGCAGUGGUGCCUGUCAUAACUUUCUUACAGAAUUAAGUGCAAUUGUGCACAUUUAUUACAUGCUUUGCCUUGGGGCUGUGUGUAAUUUCUGUGGCUUGAUAUUUAUCUUUGGUGUAAUCAGUGUACAAAUUUCAUCUACUAUGAAAUUUUAUAGAGGUGCCCAUCUUGCUUUUUUUUUUCUUUAAAAAUGUUUUUUCAUCUUCAUAAACUCAAAGCUACAGUAGAGCAGCUAAGUCUGUACCGGAAUGCUUACAAGAUCUUUCAAUAAAGAAAUGGCUUCUGGAA